Molecule: messenger RNA, 804 nt
Organism: Phialemonium atrogriseum
Lineage: Eukaryota; Fungi; Ascomycota; Sordariomycetes; Cephalothecales; Cephalothecaceae
Product: glycoside hydrolase family 61 protein
Exons: 4
Coding region: 110-745 (211 amino acids)
Source: RefSeq, a predicted model, not a curated record
CUACCCUUCAGCCCGCUUGCUCUCGCCCAUUGGCGUCUCCUUCUGGGAUUAACGUGACUACAGCUACGACCCCGACGAGGCUGCGUCCGAACAGGUCGGUAAGCCAUGGAUGGUCCAAAGGGCAUGGGCCAGCAUCACCCCCAUCUUCAGCGUCAAUGACCCUUUCCUUGCGUGCAACGAUCCCGGGACCCCACCACCGUCCUACAUCCCCAUCUCGGCAGGUGACAACCUCACUGCCGUGUAUUGGUACUGGCUCCACCCUGUCGGGCCGAUGACCGUGUGGCUGACCGCCUGCGGUGCGGACUGCUCGACCGUCGACGUUAACGAGGCCGAGUGGUUCAAGAUCUGGGAGGCGGGCCUGCUCAUCGGCAACGUGCCCCAGGGGAUGUGGUACCAGAAGAACUUCCAGGAAUGGGAUGGGAGCCCCGACAUCUGGCCCGUGACGAUUCCUUUGUCGUUGAAGCCCGGCCUGUACAUGGUCCGGCACGAGAUCCUGUCCCUCCACAUCCAGAACAAGCCGCAGUUCUACCCGGAAUGUGCGCACCUGAACAUUACCGGAACGGGGACCGCCUUCCCUCCGGAUGACUUCCUGAAGAAGUUCCCCGGUGCCUACGAUGAGAAUGACCCGUCCAUCAAGAUCGACAUCUAUACUGACGAGAUGAAGAAGACUGAGAACUAUACCAUCCCCGGUGGACCAAUCUGGAGCGGGUUCACGAUCCAGGACAAAUAUUGCCUCGGCUGCUGAUCUUGAGGGGCCCCUUGGUCGAUUUUUCAAUGUACAUAUUUAGAAUAGAAAUGAAUGCA